Messenger RNA from Copidosoma floridanum, 2771 nucleotides. RefSeq names its product ras-specific guanine nucleotide-releasing factor RalGPS2-like. Gene Ontology annotation, molecular function: guanyl-nucleotide exchange factor activity. The record is from RefSeq and is a predicted model, not a curated record. Gene Ontology annotation, cellular component: plasma membrane. Lineage: Eukaryota; Metazoa; Arthropoda; Insecta; Hymenoptera; Encyrtidae. Gene Ontology annotation, biological process: Ras protein signal transduction.
AUCAAUCGUCGUUUCCUUCCUUUCAUAUUUUCAUUAUUAAGUCAUCGUCAAUAAUUAUCGUGUUAUCAUAAAUAAAUGCUACUGCAGAGUGUUCACGUAUACUCAACUACAUUUGUGUAUCGCGAAUAAAGUACUUGCGUCAGCCUUUCUAAAUUCUAAUAUUAUAUCGUUCGACUCACCACUGACCACACCAUUCCCCAACCAUAUAUCAAAAUUUAUAUGGAGUGUAACUGUUGUAACUAUCAUAAAAUUUAUAAAUUAUCGGGCUGAACUAAGUUUGUGUGUGCGCCUGUGUUUUUUUUUAUCUGGCAUUGAUUCGAUUGGGAGUCUGUGCUCCGAGUGAAUAUAAUAACAUUGAUUGGACACCAUAAAAGCAGUGUGGGUACGGACGUGAGGUUGUUUUUUUCUUGAAGAGCAACAGAAGCAUCAUCGCUGCACUUCGUCUGGAUCAGCCCAGUAAAUACUUUUCAACCACACAAGCAUUUAAAAUUUGGUGGAAGAUGCGAUGCCUCAACUGAGUAGUGUUGCCUCAUGGCUAAACUGCAAUAUACCUCCAUGCCCCGAGAAUUAUCAACCGAAACAAUUUCUACUAUACGAUUUCCAGAGUACGGACAAAAUGACUGCUCUGACAAGUCUUUCAGUCCAGACUCGAAUUCCUUCAGUGGAUUGUUGUUGCCAGACAAGGGAGGCGAUAAGAACCUUAAAGAACGCAAAGAGCACAGGGAUAAAAAUAAGACGUACAGAAAGUAUUCUGAAUUAACACCACCCAGCAUAUCCAGUGGUUAUGACAAUGGAUCCAUGGUGUGCAAAUCAAACUCCCUACCUGGUCGUUGUAAUGUCAAUUCUCCAGUGCCAAACACGAUGGUGGCAACGGAAAUCUCGGCUGAAGACUUGGCGUCUCAGCUCACGUUGUUGGACGUCAGUGUAUUCGAAUGCAUACAACCAGAAGAGCUAUCCAGUUGUUCGUGGAACAAGAAAAACAAAUUAUCGAUCGCGCCAAACGUCGUCAGUUUUACGAGAAGAUUUAACCAUGUAAGCUUUUGGACUGUUCAAGAAAUUCUAAAUGCGCCAACGAUGAAGCAGCGUUCCGAGAUUUUGGCACAUUUUGUACGAGUAGCAAAGAAGCUGUACGACUUGAAUAAUUUACACUCGUUGUUCGCUAUUAUAUCCGCUCUGCAUAGUGCAUCCGUUUACAGAUUAAACAAAACUUGGGCCUGUUUAUCAAAGAAAGACAAGAGCACUUUUGAUAAACUUGCUGACGUAUUCAACGAUAAAAAUAAUUGGAUGAACCUUCGGGAGCACAUGGAUAACAUCAAAUUGCCGUGCAUACCAUAUUUAGGAUUAUUUUUGACUGACCUUGUUUACAUUGAUAUGGCACAUCCGAUAACUAGAAGUGGCGACAAUCGUCAACGAAUCUUGAAAAUGGAUGCCAUCUUGACUAAAGUAAAGAUGUUUCAAGCUAGUGAGUACACCGGUAUAGUUCCGCUACGCAACGUCCAAAGAUACUUAAACAGCGUCCGUUAUAUCGAGGAAUUGCAGAAAUUCCUCGAAGACGAUCAUUUCAAACUGUCCAUGAAACUCGAGCCAAAUUCUCCGAUUCCUUCGUCAAGCAGUAGCAAAGAGUCGGUAGGCGAUGUAGUAACCGGAGUAGCAGCUCUAUCAUUAUCGCCCGCGCGAGGCUGCGCGGGUUCCUUACGUUUGCACGCUGCGUCUGCGGCUACGAAAUUCGUUCCCGGCCAUCGCAAGUGUCGUAGUCUCGGUACAAAAUUCCGUAGUACGAGUCUUCCACGCAACUUCCAUAAGCAAGGAGGCAAAUACGGACCUAGCUUGACGACUCCUGGCAUAUUCGGCAAAACCUCGGUGCCCCUGGACGCUAACCAUGGGACCAUCCGACACCUCCUCGACGACUCUGUGUUGGAAGAGCCGCACCUGGCCCUUCAGAUCCUCGACCUCGACCAAAAUUCGCCUGGCUCGCCUGCCGACGCCGUUAACGAGGAUUGCAGUUUGCUAUCGAAAAAAAGCACUUCGGCCUUGCCUGACUUGGAUGGGUCGAUAGAGCCGAGGUGCAUCAUACAGGGAGCCCUGAGACGAAAGGUUGUGCUAAGGGAUGGACGCAAGCCCGCGGUCUCGACUUGGCAGAGGUACUGGGUCCAGCUCUGGGCGUCUUCGAUCUUUUACUUCUCCCCAAAAUGCUUCAAAGGAAACGAAAGGGGAGACUACAAGCGAGAGCCCUAUAAGAUGAUCUCGAUACUCGGGUGGAUCGUCGAGACGCUGGACCAUUAUCAUGCUGAUUCUUUCUUGCUGGCGGAUCCAAAGAAAGGUAACGUAUACAAAUUUCGAGCAACGUCCAAAGAAAUGGCCGAGCAAUGGUUAAAGGAGCUGCGAUUGACAGUGCGAGGCGCAACCGAGCGCAAACCCAUACCGGCGAAUCUUAUGUCGUUCGAAUGAGAUCAGCCCCCAAGGCGCUCUAGGUAUGCGCUGCCCUUUUUCCGAUCUAGAUAAAUAAUACAAAUUCUAAUCAGCAUAUCAUGAAACGGUGAAUAAAUAUAAUCAUCCAGCAUUCGAGUGGAUUUGCAGAAAGCAAUGAAAAGGCAUAUCUCAAUAAGUUGGCUUCGUUAACAAAUUACACAUACGUCCUGUGUGGGAGCUUUCGUACUCUGAAACAUGUGUUAUACGAAGGCAAUAAUUUUUUUUACUCAUACUCAUAGUCAAAAUCGCUCUCUAAUAUUUAUAUACAUGAUGUGAACAAAAAAAAAUAGUCAUACACUUAA